UCCAUUCCCAAAUCCACUUCUUUUCUUUUCGUCCACACUGCAGAGUGCACAACCUCAUAACAGACUCCAGAUCCAAAGCAGCCUCAGUCAAACAUUCAAGUCAUGAUCUCUGCGUCCACCCUUUUCUCUCACUUCAUUGGCUCGCGAGUCGCGCUCAGCCCAGCUCCGCUGCCGGUGGCUUCCUACGCAUCCCGCCCCAGCCGCGUCUCCGCCGCCUGCACCCCCGUCGAGCGCCCGACCGCCGUGAGGCCGCGCAUCGCCUCCUCGCACUUGUCGCUCUACGAAGUGCUCGGGGUCCAACCAGGCGCCACGGGCCAGGAGAUCAAGGCGGCGUACAGAAGAUUGGCCAGGGCCGUACAUCCCGAUGUCGCAUCCGAGAGCCGGAAAGACGCCUCCGCUGACGACUUCAUCAGGAUCCACGCAGCGUAUUCUACCCUGUCUGAUCCAGAGAAGCGCGCCGACUACGAUCGGAGACUCCAGUGGCAGCGGCGGCCGGUGAGCUAUUCGCCGUUUGUGAUGUCGGCGAUGACCUGUUCACCGGAAUCGAUAUUUUCCGGCCGCACGCGCCGCACGUGGGAGACCGAUCAGUGCUGGUAGAAAGGGAUUCUCGAUAUAGGGUAGCAUUUAUAGUACCGUGAAACGACGGAGCCGUCAGAUUGGCUUGCGAGUUGCGAUUAACACAAAAUGAGUGUAUAAAAUAAUAUAGGUUCGAAUUAGAACAUUUGUACAGUAAAGUCACAGACUGUUUUUGAAGUCUGGACCCUGAAAUUUGAAUGUUGAACCGUAUUUCUGUUUAUUUGAACUAGCUGUUUUUUCUUUAUUUUAUUCCAAAUGCGACGGGGAUUUAUCAUCA
This is a messenger RNA of Malania oleifera, 853 nucleotides long. Its product is annotated as chaperone protein dnaJ 11, chloroplastic-like. The transcript has a single exon. The record is from RefSeq and is a predicted model, not a curated record. The coding region runs from base 103 to 597 and encodes 164 amino acids. NCBI's taxonomy places the organism in Eukaryota, Viridiplantae, Streptophyta, Magnoliopsida, Santalales, Ximeniaceae.